Messenger RNA from Bombus impatiens (common eastern bumble bee), 2044 nucleotides. RefSeq lists its product as uncharacterized. The transcript has 2 exons. The record is from RefSeq and is a predicted model, not a curated record. Lineage: Eukaryota; Metazoa; Arthropoda; Insecta; Hymenoptera; Apidae. Bases 93 to 2042 code for a protein of 649 amino acids.
UCCAUUUACUUGAAUGCGUUUCAGUAUAUAUAAAGGAGUCUAACUGGUAGAAAACACAUCAAGUACAACAGUCUUCCCACAAAGAGGUCAAGAUGAAGCUCCUACUGGUACUGUUCACAACGCUCGUUGCGUUCGCAACAGCGAAUUCUCAUUACCAAUCACCAAAUUCGAGAUUCCACUACGUUGCCAUGUUACAAGCGAAAAACUUCGCCUCUGACGAACUAUCCAGAGACAUUCACGACUUCAUGAACCUGGUCGACGAGAACAAAAUAAUGAACAUCGUUAUGUCCUACCUGGAAGACGACGAAGUGCAGAGAGCAAUCGAAUACAUGUACAGCGAAGCAUUCCACGAUUUGGUCCGCAAGGUCGAAGCUAUGCCAGAAUAUCAGAAUUUGGUGAGGUACAUGGAAGACUCUGGCUUGGACAUGAAAAAGGUGAUCAGCAAAAUCCACAAAUUGUUCGGUAUGGAAGACUACGUACCACCCAUGGAAUUCUCAUCGAUGAAUACAUUAUCAAACCUUGGUGGAUUGAAAGCUCUGUUCAACGCUGUAGAAGCUGCCCUCCCUUUGGACAAAUUCACGGCCAUGUACAAUGAAAAGAUGCACACGUCCCCUGCUUUCCAGAACUUCAUGCAAAGACUGCACUCCAAUGAAUUUCAGAGAAUCGUCAACACGGUUUACCAAUCACCAAUCUUCCUGGAAAUGAGACAGAAGGUCAUCAACGACGGAGUGGACCUUGUACCAAUCAGGGAUUUCAUCGAAAAAGUGCUUGGCAUUCAUCUUCCCAGAGUCGACUCCCGUGCCAUGCUACGAGCGGAAAUCUUCGCCUCUGACGAACUAUCCAGAGACAUUCACGACUUCAUGAACCUGGUCGACGAGAACAAAAUAAUGAACAUCGUUAUGUCCUACCUGGAAGACGACGAAGUGCAGAGAGCAAUCGAAUACAUGUACAGCGAAGCAUUCCACGAUUUGGUCCGCAAGGUCGAAGCUAUGCCAGAAUAUCAGAAUUUGGUGAGGUACAUGGAAGACUCUGGCUUGGACAUGAAAAAGGUGAUCAGCAAAAUCCACAAAUUGUUCGGUAUGGAAGACUACGUACCACCCAUGGAAUUCUCAUCGAUGAAUACAUUAUCAAACCUUGGUGGAUUGAAAGCUCUGUUCAACGCUGUAGAAGCUGCCCUCCCUUUGGACAAAUUCACGGCCAUGUACAAUGAAAAGAUGCACAGCUCCCCUGCUUUCCAGAACUUCAUGCAAAGACUGCACUCCAAUGAAUUUCAGAGAAUCGUCAACACGGUUUACCAAUCACCAAUCUUCCUGGAAAUGAGACAGAAGGUCAUCAACGACGGAGUGGACCUUGUACCAAUCAGGGAUUUCAUCGAAAAAGUGCUUGGCAUUCAUCUUCCCAGAGUCGACUCCCGUGCUAUGCUACGAGCGGAAAUCUUCGCCUCUGACGAACUAUCCAGAGACAUUCACGACUUCAUGAACCUGGUCGACGAGAACAAAAUAAUGAACAUCGUUAUGUCCUACCUGGAAGACGACGAAGUGCAGAGAGCAAUCGAAUACAUGUACAGCGAAGCAUUCCACGAUUUGGUCCGCAAGGUCGAAGCUAUGCCAGAAUAUCAGAAUUUGGUGAGGUACAUGGAAGACUCUGGCUUGGACAUGAAAAAGGUGAUCAGCAAAAUCCACAAAUUGUUCGGUAUGGAAGACUACGUACCACCCAUGGAAUUCUCAUCGAUGAAUACAUUAUCAAACCUUGGUGGAUUGAAAGCUCUGUUCAACGCUGUAGAAGCUGCCCUCCCUUUGGACAAAUUCACGGCCAUGUACAAUGAAAAGAUGCACACCUCCCCUGCUUUCCAGAACUUCAUGCAAAGACUGCACUCCAAUGAAUUUCAGAGAAUCGUCAACACGGUUUACCAAUCACCAAUCUUCCUGGAAAUGAGACAGAAGGUCAUCAACGACGGAGUGGACCUUGUACCAAUCAGGGAUUUCAUCGAAAAGGUGCUUGGCAUUCAUCUUCCCAGAGUCGACUCCCGUGCCAUGUUAUGAGC